Messenger RNA from Vitrella brassicaformis, 3042 nucleotides. The record is from the annotation of a GenBank genome assembly. NCBI's taxonomy places the organism in Eukaryota, Vitrellaceae.
UCAGGCGCCCAUCUGACUCCCCUCCAGCCCUUUCCCGUCGGCAUCCUUGUGUUUCUCCGCUGCUUCUUUCUGCAGCUGUGCCAGUGGGGGCGGCGAGGGCACCUUGGCCAGGUCGUGGAGGAAAUCCCUGCCGCUGAUGAGGUCCCAGGGGGUGUAGCCGAGCAGAUGGGUCGCCACUAUCAUGCCCGAAAAGACGGCAGCUGCUCACACACACACAGAGCAUUGAGUAUUCUCAUCUUGUGUAUCUGCCCUGCCCCUCUGUGGUGUGGUGGGGGGUGGGCGAGUGCUCACCCAUCCAUCCACACCCGACGAGGUCCUGCCCGCUAAGGUAGAGGUUGCGAAUGCCCGUGGCCACACGGGGGACCGGGCUGGCCGCCCUCUCGCACGUGUGUCGCAGCCCGUAGGUGCUGAAGCGCUUCAAAAAGUGGUGCAUCGACAGUGGAGUCGACACCUCAAUGCUGACGAUCUUGUCUGUACGCAGUACACGGACAAAGACAGACAGACAGACAGACAGAGAGACAGAGUGGGUGUGGACGUGGCAGCGCAGGUGGUGCAUCUUCGGUCUGUCUCACCUUGCAGGCUUGGGAAGUGUCUGGUCAGGGAUCUCUUGAACUUGUCUUCCAGCUGCCUCUUCACGUCCUUGUAGGCCGCCGUCCGGCGGGUCGUGUCAGCCCCUCCAAGUGCUGCGAUGCAACAGAAACGGACACAGCAAAGUGCGAAGGGAUCGGUGGGUCUUUCUGGCUGCUGGGUCGCUGACCUUCAUUCAGCUGUUCGAACAUCUCUGGUGCGGCCUCCAUGAUGAUCUCGCAGGUGGAAAUGCCGGGAUGGCGAGCCGCGUACUUGGGGUCCUUGGCGGAGGGGAAGGCUGCAUGGCACACACACACACACACACAUGGAUGGAUGGAUGGAUGGAUGGGUGAUGUGCGCACGGAUCGACAGUCAGCUGGCGGCACGCAUGGCUUACAGAUCAAGCACCACGCGUCACGGUCGGCGUCCAGCAGGGUAUUGCCAUACUUGGAAACGAGCACAUCGAGACCCUGGCCCUACACGCAGGCAGACGAGACAAGCACAUGAAUGCCCCAUCCACCACCCAUCGCGCGACAUACAUCUCGUUGUUUUCUGUCUCAAGCUGCAGUAAGUACCUCUGUGGGGCCCUGAGGGAAUUAGAACAGGUUGUUGGUGGGCAGCAGCAGCUCGUCCGAGUCGCCCCUCAGGGUGACGAAUCCGAUGACGUUCGAAAUGCCCUCGCCCACGUCCUUGACCAGCUUCGCUUCGCUCGCCAUGUAGCGGUCCACUUCCUCGCGCGACAACAAGUGGCCCUGAAUGCACAGACACACACACGCUGUUCUGUUCCACGUGUGUAGGGUCUUGUGUGUCGCGUGUUGGUCGGUCGGUACCUGCCAAGAUGACAAACGUACCAGUGUGGCGGAGAGGCCGACAGAGGAGAUGACGCCCCGCCUGCUUCUCAACACAUCCCCGCCAGACAGCUCCACGCCCUCAGCCACACCUAAUUUAUCACACACACGAAUGAAAGCAGCGACAUCCAUACCGACCGAUCCCAUGCCCAGCCAGCCUUAGCCAGCCUUGUGUGUCGCGUGCGUCCUGCAUUGCCUUGCCUGUCUACCUUUGUUGACUAGAAUCUUGUCCACCUUGGCCCUCACGAACACGCGGUUGCCGGCCUUGUGAAUGGUCGAUAUGAGCGUCUCGACGAAUCGGAGUGGGCCACCCACAGGGAAGUACGCCCCGUGCAGGUAGUGCCUCGUGAUAUUGGCUUGGACGGUGAAGCUUGCUGUGUUUGGCGCCUCGCCGAAGUCCAGACACUGCCCGGCGAGAAUGCCCUCCUCACGCAAAUCGCCACCCAGCUCCUGCACCACCUGCACACACACACACAGAGAGAGAUGCAUGGAUGGAUGGAUGGAUGGAAGGGGCGUCCUGUGUAGCGCUGCGCACCUGUCGUGUCGUCUUUCUUGCCCACUUGAGGCCAUCCCCGCCGAGCAGCAGCAGCCAGAACCACUGACAAGGACACAGACAGCACCACAAGGGUCUCGUUCGAUCAUCCCUCCCCUCCCCAGGCGCACCCACCUACCUGCACGAUGGGUGAGAAUGCUUUGGAGAUGGCGACCAUCCCAUUGCUCUUGGCGGCCCGAUGCACCGUCUCCAGCCAAUCAGACACUAGCUGGGGGCGCAUGUGCCGAGUCAUCUCACUCACGAACGCUUCCUUGCCCGCACGGAGCCUGCUCAACCACAACCACAUCAACAACCACGACCACACCCAUGCGCACACAUCGACCCGCCCCGCCCCUCUCCCGUCAUCACACCGUCAUCGCACCCACCUGAUCUCCUGCUCUCCAAAUUUGAUGAUGUCGUACAGCCCCUUGCCGGUGCCGUCCCUGGCCCUUGUGUCCUCAUUCUCUCUGCCCAUCUGCUGCCACGGGACGGGAUGCUCGGCAUCUCCGACCAGACGCAUGAGCGAGUCUGCUAGCUGCUUGUCGCCGAUGUAGUGGAUGCCCGUGUCAAACGUAGCCCCUGAUAGAGGCAGGACACACAACACAACACAACACAACACAACACGGCACAAGGACACGCAAUGGAUGGAUGGAUCGAUGGAUGGAUGAAUGGAUGGAUGGAUGGAUGAAUGGAUGGAGAGGUGAAUGCGUGUGUGCGCGUGGGCGUACCUUUGUCAGUGAAGACAUGGCAGCACCCUCCGGCGAUGUAGUGCUGCUCCAGCACCACCACCCUGUACCCGCACUUGCUGAGGGCCGCCGCCAGCCACAGCCCACCCAUCCCGCUGCCGAUGAUGAUAUAGUCAAUGGGGUCUUUCGGCAGCCGGGCAGCCUUGUAGGCGUAUCGCGUCAUGUCCUCCGCAUCGGGCGGCGGCGGCUGCCACUUGACCUUUCGGUAGCCUCUGGGUGCUCGGAGCGAGAGGUAGGACUUGAUCACGGCGGCAGACACUGCAAUGGACGCUGCGCAGCCGCCGAUGAGGAGCCAUCGGUCUGAGGCCCAGACGGGCAGACUCACACCCAGGUUCAAGCCGAACGCCAU